AGAGUUGUUCAACCGGCUGACGGAGGCGAACAGAGCGGCUUCUCACAGUCCACAACACCAACAGCUAGCGAGACGGUCCGACCUCCCAGCUCCGUGCGGAGAGCUCCAGUGUUGGUGGCCGACAGCAGCUUGGCGUAAAGUACCAGACAGCCCGGGGGAUAACCUCCACCGGAGGGGCUAGCCGAGCUAACGUCACCGUCACAGUUCACUGCUAGCUCAUGUUAGCAGAUUGUGACAGUUUCUGCUGUGUCUCUUACCAAGGUAACAACAUGCUGCAGUGAGUGAUGCUCCGAGUGUUGUUAUUAGUAAUGGCGAUCUGGGGGACUCAAGGAUGCUCCGAUUCAGAGAGCUGCUCAACGCCACCUCCCACUUCAAACAACAGCGACUACUAUUACUGUUACUCCGCUCGGAUUCGCAGCACCGUACUCCAGGGCCUGCCUUUUGGCGGGGUACCCACAGUUCUCGCCCUGGACUUUAUGUGCUUUCUGGGGCUGCUGGUCGCAUUCUCCGUCUUGAGGAAAGUAGCUUGGGACUAUGGGCGCCUCGCUCUGGUGACCGAUGCAGACAGCUUGGAUUUCUUCUGUGUGAGUGCACUGCGUGAGCCACACAGACAGGAUGCUUACAGGGAGAGCGUGGCUUCUGCCAUGACGUCAGAAACACCUGAACGCUAUGAGCGCCUCACCUCGGUUUCCAGCUCUGUGGACUUUGAGACGAGAGACACGGGCUUCUGCUCCUGGCUAACGGCCAUCUUCCGGAUUAAAGACGAGGAGAUCAGGGAUAAGUGUGGCGAGGACGCUGUGCACUACUUGUCCUUUCAGAGACACAUCAUCGGCCUGCUGGUAGUGGUGGGCGUGCUCUCUGUGGGAAUCAUCUUACCUGUUAACUUCUCGGGAAACCUACUUGAAAACAAUGCUUACAGUUUCGGGCGAACCACUAUAGCAAAUCUUGAUACAGAUAAUACACUACUGUGGCUGCACACCACUUUUGCAUUUCUCUACCUGUUACUGACGGUGUACAGCAUGAGGCGGCACACGUCCAAAAUGCACUACAGAGAGGACGACUUGGUGAAACGCACUUUAUUUAUUAAUGGAAUCUCAAAGUACGCAGAAGAGAACGACAUCCGGCAACACUUCGAACAAGCAUAUGACAACUGCACUGUGCUGGAGGCUCGUAUCUGUUACAAUGUGGCCCGACUGAUGUCUCUGAACUCUGAGAGGAAGAAAGCCGAACGCAACAAGAGAUUCUUCCUGGACCUGAAGGACAAGGAGCACGUUACCACCAUGAUCAACCCCAAACCCUGUGGACACCUCUGCUGUUGUAUCAUCAAAGGCUGUGAGCAGGAGGAAGCAGUGAGCUAUUACACCAAACUAGAGUCACGCUUGAAAGAUGACUACCGAAAAGAGAGGGAAAAAGUUAACGGGAAGCCUUUAGGAAUGGCCUUUGUCACCUUUCAGAAUGAGGCUAUGACUGCCAUAAUUCUGAAGGACUUUAAUGCCUGCAAGUGUCAGGGCUGUCACUGCCGCCGUGAGCCCAGGAUCUCUCAGUUCAGCUCCAAGCUGCACACACACGACUGGACCGUCAGCUAUGCUCCUCACCCACAAAACGUGUACUGGGAGCAUCUGUCGGUGGGAGGAGUCUCCUGGUGGAUCCGCUGCUUUGUCAUCAACGUUGUCCUCUUCCUCCUCCUCUUCUUCCUCACCACCCCAGCCAUCAUCAUCUCCACCAUGGACAAGUUCAAUGUGACCAAACCAGUGGAGUAUUUAAAUAAUCCAAUCAUCACCCAGUUCUUCCCCACCCUCCUGCUGUGGUCCUUCUCCGCAUUACUUCCCACUAUUGUUUACUACUCGGCCUUCUUCGAGGCCCACUGGACAAGGUCAGGAGAGAACAGGACCACGAUGCACAAAUGCUACACUUUCCUGAUCUUCAUGGUCCUCUUGCUGCCCUCUCUCGGACUCAGCAGUUUGGAUGUUUUCUUCCGGUGGGUUUUUGAUAGAAGAUUUCUGGCCGACGCUAAAGUGAGAUUUGAAUGUGUCUUCCUCCCGGACAACGGAGCCUUCUUUGUGAACUACGUCAUUGCGUCUGCAUUUAUCGGUAAUGCCAUGGACCUGCUGAGGAUUCCCGGUUUACUCAUGUACAUGAUCCGCCUCUGCCUGGCGCGCUCCGCAGCUGAGCGAAGGAAUGUCAAACGGCAUCAGGCCUAUGAGUUCCAGUUCGGGGCGGCCUACGCCUGGAUGAUGUGCGUCUUCACAGUGGUUAUGACCUACAGCAUCACCUGCCCCAUCAUCGUCCCUUUCGGGCUCAUGUACAUGCUGCUGAAACACCUGGCAGACAGAUACAACAUGUACUACGCCUACCUGCCAUCCAAACUGGACAAGAAGAUCCAUUCCGGAGCGGUCAACCAAGUGGUGGCUGCCCCUAUCCUCUGUCUCUUCUGGCUUCUGUUUUUCUCUACUGUCCGCUCUGGGUUUUCAGCCGCCACAUCCAUGUUUACAUUUGUGGUAUUGGUAAUCACAAUCAUUAUUUGCCUUUCCCACGUCUGCUUCGGACACUUCAAAUAUCUCAGCGCUCACAACUACAAGAUUGACACUCAGGAGGUGGACGGGUUGGAGAAUGGACGUCCGGUGUGCGCUCCAGCUGCCAACAAAGCAGCGCAAAUGUACAUUGCUCAGGUACUUCAGGACCCAAAUUCAGAGGAGGGCGGUUCUGGGAGCGGCGAGGACGACGGCCAGGGGUCCUCGCAGGACGAGGAAAUAAUCAAUGUUGAGAAUGGCCUGAACGAGGACUUCCAGUCUGGUGAAGACAGCCUAAUUGAAAAUGAAGUGCGGCACUGAUACUGUCUGGAACACAACAACAAGUUUAACUUGUGGAGUGCACUGAGUCAUGUGAAUUAUUCGAAGAACUGGACAAGAAGUUCUCCAAAGCAUCUCAACCUCCAUCGAGGGACUUUACACUAACAGAAGCACACCGUCGACUAAGGAUUAAAUGGAUCAUCGCUCAAGAACUUUUGCAUUUUCUUCAUCCGUUCUCACCAAACUUCUGUGUAACUGCAGAGGGACCCUACUGUGACAAUGCGAGGGCACCGACACCCCUCUAAGCCCCAUUAAAGCCGAGGCGCUCCCAUGGACCAGUGAAAGAGGACACCAUUGCACAAAUGAAGAAUUUAUUUGCCUUGUCUUGUGAGGGGAGUGAUGUCCUGUCUGUACUUUCUAAACACGAUUGCACUUCAACAGGAGGAUCUGCAAACUUCAGUUUCACUAAGGUACUGCAGUAUGGACCGCAGGUUCAAAGGAUGGAGGCAUUUUCCCCAUAAUCCUUUGCCAGCCACACUAACUGUCUGCACUAGACGCCCCCCCUUAGUAAGCAGUUUAUAGCGAGGAGAGCUACAAAAGGCUUUCCAUGCCAGCAGACAGGUGGUCUGGGAUGGUUUUUCCAAUUCCAUAGAAGCCUUUUAAAAAUAUAAAUGGGGAAAAUCAAUACUAACACUCCUGGAAACUUAAACACUGUACAGCUGCAGAACUGUAAAA
This is a messenger RNA of Salarias fasciatus (jewelled blenny), 3524 nucleotides long. Its product is annotated as CSC1-like protein 2. Gene Ontology annotation, molecular function: nucleic acid binding; calcium-activated cation channel activity. The record is from RefSeq and is a predicted model, not a curated record. Gene Ontology annotation, cellular component: plasma membrane. The coding region runs from base 285 to 2831 and encodes 848 amino acids. The transcript is spliced from 24 exons. NCBI's taxonomy places the organism in Eukaryota, Metazoa, Chordata, Actinopteri, Blenniiformes, Blenniidae.